Messenger RNA from Dufourea novaeangliae, 1385 nucleotides. Its product is annotated as PI-PLC X domain-containing protein 1-like. Bases 27 to 1385 code for a protein of 452 amino acids. Gene Ontology annotation, molecular function: phosphoric diester hydrolase activity. The transcript is spliced from 6 exons. The record is from RefSeq and is a predicted model, not a curated record. Gene Ontology annotation, biological process: lipid metabolic process. Lineage: Eukaryota; Metazoa; Arthropoda; Insecta; Hymenoptera; Halictidae.
CAACUUGCAUAGAGUAACAUCGUUCGAUGAUGUUGAAGGGAACGACGUUGGUGUUCCUUCCUUUGGUCUGUGACAUCGCAUUGGCAGCGCAAUGCGGGAAAGUAUGGCUGACAGUCUCCUCGUUGUGGAGACCAAUCGCGGCCAGUGACAAAGUGGUCGACGCCGAGCUCGAAGUAAAUUGGGAUCUCGAUUGUCCGUCGAGUACAGGAUACCCAGAUACCAUCAAGGUGUUCACUGCUGACCCAGCACAUAACAAAACGAUCAAGCCUAAGUUGACUUUGACUUCGCUGCAAUACCCCCGGGGCUAUUAUCGGACAAACAUCACGGUCGGUCGACCACCCCUUCCGGGCGGAUGGGACACCAAGGAUGGCGCGACACUUCCCGGGCCCCAUUGCUUGAAACACCAUGCUGCCCUUUAUAAAGACGGGGCGUUCAUCGUCAGCUCCUGCUUGCAAAUAUGGCCAACGUGGAUGUACGAUUUGAGGAGGCAACUGGGAAGGCUUCCUAUAGGAAGCUUAAUGAUUCCCGGCACCCACAAUUCAGGAUGCUACAAGCAUGGUGACCUGACAAGACGAGACGCCUUUCAACGAUACCUGUUAACUCAGGAUCGCGACGUGUGGACACAGUUGGUGCACGGUAUAAGGUACCUGGACAUCAGGGUCGGUUACUACCCAUCGAUCCCGAAUGGCACCGCCAUCGAGGUGGGUAACCACAUAAGCAGAUUUUGGAUCAAUCACGAUGUGAUUCGGAUCACUCCCCUGUCCUCUAUCAUCAAAGAUGUGAGAAACUUCCUGAACGUUGCGAGGGGAGAGGUUGUCAUUAUGGAUUUUCAUAGAUUUCCGGUGGGAUUCGGGGACAGGUCAAACAGACACCGCCGAUUGGCCACGAUCCUCUGGCGAGAAUUCGAAGGUCUGAUCCUCAAGCCCGAUAGGGGGGUCGAAGGUCUUGGUCCGACCUUGAACGAUAUUUGGACCGGAGGGAAACGCUUGAUUAUUUGUUACGGCGAUCAGCACACCGUGAAUGAGUAUGACUGGUUAUGGCCGACAAUGUCUCAAGCAUGGGGCAAUCAGCAAACGGUGGAGGGUCUCUUCAAAUAUUUGGACGAAGUUAUCAUGGGAUCGAAGAGGUUCCGGAACAGUCAGAACCCAUUAUGGGCGGUGAUGGCGGAGCUGACGCCGUACCCACUGGACAUACUGUUCAAUCUAUCCAGUGGACUGCGGCAGAUGGCCGAUUCCGUGAACAGAAACCUCACAUUCAAGUUCCAGGAGGAAUGGUGGAAGGAAACCAACGUAGUAGCUACGGAUUUCUUCCUCGGGAAUAAUCUCAUCGAUGUCUCGAUACAAUCAAACAUUAAGAAGAGCAAUAUUGCCCAAUGGCGUUUGUAA